AUGUUCCACGGGAUCCCGGUCACUCCGGGCCUGGGAGCUCCUGGGAACAAACCUGAGCUGUAUGAGGAAGUGAAGUUGUACAAGAAUGCCCGUGAGCGGGAGAAGUAUGACAACAUGGCGGAGCUCUUUGCUGUGGUGAAGACCAUGCAGGCCCUGGAGAAGGCCUACAUCAAGGACUGCGUCACCCCCAAUGAGUACACGGCCGCUUGCUCCCGGCUCCUGGUCCAGUACAAAGCCGCCUUCCGGCAGGUCCAAGGCUCUGAGAUCAGCUCCAUUGAUGAGUUCUGCCGAAAGUUCCGCCUGGACUGCCCACUGGCCAUGGAGAGAGUCAAGGAGGACCGGCCCAUCACCAUCAAGGACGACAAGGGCAAUCUCAACCGCUGCAUCGCUGAUGUCGUUUCGCUCUUCAUCACGGUGAUGGACAAGCUGCGCCUGGAGAUCCGAGCUAUGGAUGAGAUCCAGCCGGACCUGCGGGAACUGAUGGAGACCAUGCACCGGAUGAGCCACCUGCCCCCUGACUUCGAGGGCAGACAGACAGUCAGCCAGUGGCUGCAGACUCUGAGCGCUAUGUCAGCCUCAGAUGAGCUGGACGAUUCCCAGGUGCGCCAGCUGCUCUUUGACCUGGAGUCGGCCUACAAUGCCUUCAACCGCUUCCUGCAUGCCUGA
Messenger RNA from Chrysochloris asiatica (Cape golden mole), 666 nucleotides. It is a transcript of the gene VPS28, whose product is annotated as vacuolar protein sorting 28 homolog (S. cerevisiae). Gene Ontology annotation, cellular component: ESCRT I complex. Gene Ontology annotation, biological process: protein transport to vacuole involved in ubiquitin-dependent protein catabolic process via the multivesicular body sorting pathway. The transcript has 9 exons. The record is from RefSeq and is a predicted model, not a curated record. Gene Ontology annotation, molecular function: protein-containing complex binding. The coding region runs from base 1 to 666 and encodes 221 amino acids. NCBI's taxonomy places the organism in Eukaryota, Metazoa, Chordata, Mammalia, Afrosoricida, Chrysochloridae.